AUGCAUUAUAAAUCACAAUCUUUGAGUUCUGCGUACAUUAAGAGCCCCGAGGAUGAAAACAUGGCACCUAUAGCUAGUAUGAAACAUAGGAAUGGGUCCAUUAGUCAUAUGCCAUCCACACAUCCAAGGAUCGCACUUAGCGACGUCACCAACAUAGUUGCAACCAACUCUAAUAAUAAUAGCAUAAGCAAGCCCAAAGCCGCUCCAGUAAGAGAAAGAUCGGACUCGGUUGUUAUACUCGAGGAAGAAAGGCCUACUACAGGUGCUGCUACACAACGAAAAGAAGCAGAUCAUAACGAUUUGUUGACGGGGAGAGAGCAGGAGCAAACCAUUGAUGAAGACGACGAAGAAAGCGAAGACGAUGAAGGAGAAGAACGAGAACCUCUGCUGCUGGAACAUUAUGCCGGCGACACGGUGGUAUGGGAGCAUGCAUUUAGGACCUAUUAUAGGACCGCAUUAGACCCAAACGAUGAUGACGUGUACGAUGUAGUCAUGGUCGCUGAACUGUCUAAUGAGAUAUUCGAGUAUAUGAGAAAACUAGAAGAAUUAUACAAGCCCGAUCCGUACUACAUGGAUAAGCAACCAGAAUUAAGGUGGUCAUUUAGAAGCACACUGAUUGAUUGGAUCGUUCAAGUCCAUGAAAAGUUUCAACUUUUACCUGAAACGCUAUAUCUCUGCAUCAAUAUAAUAGACAGAUAUCUGUGCAAAGAAUUUGUUCCUGUGAACAAAUUCCAGCUUGUAGGGGCAGCUUCACUUUUCAUUGCCGCCAAAUAUGAAGAAAUCAACUGUCCCACAAUUAAAGAUUUUGUGUACAUGUCAGAAAACUGCUACUCAAGAGAGAACUUAUUGGAUGCAGAAAGAACUAUAUUGAAUGCUUUAAAAUUUGAGUUGGGUUGGCCAGGCCCAAUGUCUUUUUUGCGAAGAAUCAGUAAAGCUGAUGACUACGAGCAUGAUACAAGGACAUUAGCUAAAUAUUUGCUGGAAUCUACAAUAAUGGACAAUCGACUGGUUUCCGCUCAACCCAGUUGGUUAGCUGCUGGGGCCUAUUUUUUAAGUAAGGUGAUUUUGGGACAAAAUCAAUGGUCCUUGGCACAUGUCUAUUAUUCUAAUUAUACACAAGAACAAGUCCUUCCAUUGGCAACCAUUAUUUUAGAGAAUUGCAGAUAUGCUUCUAGACGUCAUAGUGCUAUAUGGAGAAAGUAUUCUUCGCGUCGUUAUUUGCAUUCUUCACAGGUUGUAGCGAAAUGGAUAGCUUUAGCUGAGCACAGAGUAGAGCGAUCUAGCUAA
Saccharomyces mikatae IFO 1815 is the source of this 1287-nucleotide messenger RNA. It is a transcript of the gene CLB3, whose product is annotated as B-type cyclin CLB3. Gene Ontology annotation, molecular function: cyclin-dependent protein serine/threonine kinase regulator activity. Gene Ontology annotation, cellular component: nucleus; cytoplasm; cyclin-dependent protein kinase holoenzyme complex. Lineage: Eukaryota; Fungi; Ascomycota; Saccharomycetes; Saccharomycetales; Saccharomycetaceae. The record is from RefSeq and is a predicted model, not a curated record. Gene Ontology annotation, biological process: mitotic cell cycle phase transition; regulation of cyclin-dependent protein serine/threonine kinase activity. Bases 1 to 1287 code for a protein of 428 amino acids. The transcript has a single exon.